This is a messenger RNA of Peromyscus leucopus (white-footed mouse), 3416 nucleotides long. It is a transcript of the gene Irgq, whose product is annotated as immunity related GTPase Q. The coding region runs from base 914 to 2677 and encodes 587 amino acids. Gene Ontology annotation, molecular function: GTP binding. NCBI's taxonomy places the organism in Eukaryota, Metazoa, Chordata, Mammalia, Rodentia, Cricetidae. The transcript is spliced from 3 exons. The record is from RefSeq and is a predicted model, not a curated record.
CGUGCAACAUCACCGCCUGGCUCUCUGACCUUAACUAAGCUAAAUCCUUGAAAGGUGGAACCCUUGAUCUUUCAUACCAGCCUCGUCCUAGUUUCUCACGUGGGUCCAGAUAAAUUAGUGGCACUCACACUUCAGCCCGCCUCUUCCCAAGAGAUAUCCUUCUCUGUCAUCUGUGAUUCUUGUUUCACCUGUAACCAUCUGGGUUGCGCUGUUCCCACGCACUGCCUGCUGCCCUUAGCUCGCGACGCCCUCUAGCUUUCCUUCUCUUAGCAAGGAAAGCCUUAGCUGCGCCUGGCAGUCGAUCGCCACAGCGCUGCCACCGGAGGAGAGCAGGGUAGAGUCUUCCCAGUCUCCAGACUCUAGUGAUCUCCGGGCCUGAUGCCCCACGCGUGUCUCCGAGCCAGGUUCAAGGUUGCAGUCCGGCAUUAGUACAGUCACGCCAGGCAGGUCCUGGGACUAGCAGGUGGAGAGGUCCUUCCCUGUACCGAGUUGCUUGAUGAUGACGUUAGACUGCGUUCCGUACAACGCGAGGUUUUCUGCGCGGGCGCAUCGCUUCUGGUUCCCUUUGCCGUACAAGCCUAAAUUACUGCGCAGGCGUUUUGGUUGCUGGUCGUGGUGGGAAUACCACCACUAAGCUUUCUGCGCACGCGCCUGGGCUACAUUGUUCCUCUGCCCAGAGUCUUAGCUAGGAAGAAGAGAGCGCCCCCGGUGUUGAGUGCUGCCAAGAACUUUGUCUCUUUGCGGCGGCACUCCAAGACACACCCGGUUUUGGAAGGAAAGACGUCAGGAUAGAGCUACCGAAGGCGUCUGGAUGUCUCUGAAUCCUGACGCUUCAACCCCUUUGGCCUCCAGCAGCUCGUCUUAAGGGGCGGGGCUCCCGCUGCUCUCCCCGCGCGUCUACACUUUGCUCGCAAUGCCUCUGCCGCAGGGUGACGUGACUGCCUUAUUCCUGGGGCCUCCGGGCUCGGGAAAGUCCGCGCUGAUCGCUGCGUUAUGCGACAAGAAUGUAGACAUGGUCGAGAUUCCUGAAGGACGGCCGGAUUCUGGAGUCCCCAGUCUGAGAGCGGCGGCUCCAGGCCUCUUCCUGGGCGAGCUGAGCUGCCCACCCGCAGCUCCGGGGCCCUGGGCGGCGGAGGCCAACUUGCUGGUAUUGGUGCUACCAGGACCUGAGGGGACCGAGGAGCCCUUGACCCCAGCUCUGGGAGAGGCAGCGCGGGCCGCCCUGGCCCGAGGGACCCCGCUGCUGGCAGUACGGAAUCUGCGUGCUGGAGACUCCCAGAAUGCAGCUCAGGCCCGGGAUCAGACUGCGGCCUUGCUGAAGAGUGCUGGGUUAGGAGCUGCGCCUCUCUUUGUGCUGCCGGCCAAUGGCAGCAGCAGUGACUGCGGCGAGGAGCUGGAGCGCCUGCGGGUGGUGCUGCGGACCCAGGCGGAGGCGCUGCAGAGGUUCCUGCCACCUGCCCAGGAUGGCUUCGAGGUGCUGGGCGCAGCAGAGCUGGAAGCUGUGCGCGAGGCCUUCGAAACCGGUGGCCUGGAGGCGGCGCUGUCGUGGGUGCGCGCUGGCCUUGAGCGCCUGGGCAGCGCGCGACUGGACCUGGCGGUGGCCGGCACUACCAACGUAGGCCUUGUACUAGACAUGCUACUGGGACUGGAUCCUGGCGACCCAGGUGCUGCGCCUGCUUCGGAACCCACUGGGCCCACCCCUUAUCCGGCUCCAGAGCGCCCUAACGUGGUGCUCUGGACCGUUCCCCUGGGCCCCACCGCCACAUCCCCUGCCACCACCCCUCACCCAACCCACUACGACGCCCUGAUCCUCGUCACCCCUGGGGCUCCCACCGAAGAGACCUGGGCCCAGGUCCGCUCGUUGGUGUCACCAGACGCUCCACUCGUCGGCGUGCGCACGGACGGCCAGGGCGAGGAUCCACCCGAGGCUCUGGAAGAAGAGAAGGCUGAGAAGCUCGAGAAAGCAAGCGGCGGGAGCGCAGGGGAUGCCCGCAGCGAAGGCAAAGAAAACCGUGGCUCCGGGGACUCGGGGCCCACGGCUGCUCGGAGUCCGGAGGACGAGCCGUGGGAGGUACUGGAGGAGGUGCCUCCGCCCGUGUUCCCUCUGCGGCCCGGUGGUCUCCCGGGGCUGGGAACCUGGCUUCAGCGCGCACUGCCUGCGGCUCAGGCCGGGGCGCUGCUGCUGGCGCUGCCACCCGCAAGUCCCCGCGCAGCGCGGAGGAAGGCGGCGGCGCUACGGGCAGGGGCGUGGAGGCCAGCCCUGCUGGCCAGCCUGGCGGCAGCGGCCGCCCCAGUACCAGGAUUGGGCUGGGCUUGCGAUGUGGCUCUUCUCCGGGGACAGCUGGCUGAAUGGCGGCGCGCGCUAGGCCUCGAACCAGCGGCAGUGGCACGCCGUGAGCGUGCCCUGGGCCUUGCUCCUGGAGUGCUGGCCGCGCGCACGCGCUUCCCGGGCCCGGUGACACGCGCCGAGGUGGAGGCCAGACUGGGAUCCUGGGCUGGCGAGGGUACCGCGGGAGGCGCGGCGCUGGGUGCGCUCUCCUUCCUAUGGCCCGCAGGUGGCGCAGCGGCGACAGGUGGCCUGGGUUACCGUGCGGCUCACGGUGUACUGCUGCAGGCCCUGGAUGAGAUGCUGGCUGAUGCUGAGGCGGUGCUGGGACCCCCAGAGCCCAACCAGUGAGGGGUGUGGUGGGGGCUGGAGGGACUGGUGACUUGGUUUCUGGCCCCACAGCUUCUGAGAUUGAGGGGUGAGGGGUGGUACUCAAACCCGGGGACUUGAAGGAGACUGACUUCUGGUUGAAAUCUGCGACUUCACAGUCACCCGAUUUCCUGGGUUCUGAGUGAGUAGGGUCUGAGCACCCUUAGUUUGCCAUUCAGACAGUAAUGUAGGGAGGGGAGUUGGGGGCUGGACUCCUAGAAAUGGGAGCCUUUUGGCCUCCAGCUGGCAUCUGGUCCUAGAUCUGGACGCCUCAAUUCCUGCCUGACUGUGGGUGGCCCUAUGGCUGUGGACCGUGCUAUAGGGAGUUAGAACCCUUGGAGUGCUGAGUCCCAAAGGAAAACGAGAUGUAAGUUGCCCCAGAAAGAACAGGUUUUCAGGACCGACCCAAGAGGACUUGGGACCUUCAUUUCAAAUGAGAAUCUUAAACGCUGGUUCCUAAGAAGGCUCUGUGGACAUUGGUUGUCAAUUCCUGGGUGGUGGGAAAUCCGUGGAGAUCAGGGGCUUGCUGGAGACCCCCUGGUCGCAUGGAGAGUGGCGGAUCAUCCACCAUUUGCUCUCCAAGGCUUUGUUGUGGAGAACACUGUCCCACAAAAUUGAAGGGAAGGGACAAGAGGUCUGGGAAUGGUGGUCUCCUGAUGGCCAGAGUCUGGGCAUCGGGUCUUUGAGGUAUGGAGAAAUAGAAACCUAUACUUCAGAAAUA